Molecule: messenger RNA, 1212 nt
Organism: Melitaea cinxia (Glanville fritillary)
Lineage: Eukaryota; Metazoa; Arthropoda; Insecta; Lepidoptera; Nymphalidae
Gene: U2A
Product: U2 small nuclear ribonucleoprotein A'
Exons: 6
Coding region: 157-933 (258 amino acids)
Biological process (GO): mRNA splicing, via spliceosome
Cellular component (GO): U2 snRNP
Molecular function (GO): U2 snRNA binding; protein binding
Source: RefSeq, a predicted model, not a curated record
UUGUAAAGCGUUGCCCAUAGAUUAUACACUUGCGUUGCCUGUCUUUGGUUGCCUGUAAAAUGUAUAUAAACGUUUUAAUACCGUUUCAUUGGUUUCAAUAUUAAGCUAUUUUAAUAUAAAGUUUUAACACUUGAAAUCAAUUUAAAAGUCUUCAUCAUGGUAAAGCUUACCACAGAACUUAUACAAAACUCUAUGCAGUAUAUAAAUCCGUGUAGAGAUCGAGAACUAGAUCUAAGAGGCUAUAAAAUUCCUCAAAUUGAAAAUUUAGGUGCAACAUUAGAUCAGUUUGAUACAAUAGACUUUUCAGAUAAUGAUAUCAGAAAGCUAGAUGGAUUUCCGUUAUUGAAAAGACUGAAAUGUUUACUUCUUAACAACAACAGAAUUGUACGAUUAACUGAAAAUUUGGAACAAUAUUUACCAAAUCUAGAGUCACUUAUAUUAACAAAUAACAACAUUUCUGAACUAGGUGAUUUAGAUCCAUUGGCUACCUUACCAAAACUACGCACCCUUUCCCUUAUGCAUAAUCCAGUCGCUAAUAAACAACACUACAGGGCUUAUGUUGCAUUUAAACUACCAGAGUUAAGAUUAUUAGAUUUUAGAAAAAUUAAACAAAAAGAAAGAGAUGAUGCCAAUGCAUUAUUUAAGAGUAAGAAAGGGAAGGAAAUUCAAAAAGAAAUUACUAGGAAAGCAAAAACUUUUGUUCCUGGUGGAAAUAUGCCAGAUCCUAAAGUUACAAACCUAACACCUCAAGAAAUCCAUAAGAUAAGGGAAGCUAUUAAAAAUGCUACAUCUCUACAAGAAGUUGAGCGUUUGACAAGAAUGUUACAGUCUGGACAGAUUCCUGGCCAGAAACCUCUACAACCACAGUCUCAAACAAAUGGACACCAAAAUGAAGAUGAGGAAAUGGAGACAGAUCAAACAAAUGGUCAAUAGUGAUUUAGGUUUGUUUUCAAAACUAGGUGUUAUAGCUGUAAGAACGGAGUAUUACACAUUAUAUUCUUUAUUAAGUUGAUAAGAACAGCGAUUAACUACAAUGUUGUAUAUUUGGCUUCAAAGACAGAUACUACAUGAUAUAUUAAUUUUAAUUCAAAAACUUUCCUCCGUUUUUUAAUGCCCUAUAAAUGUUAUAUGAUUGCAUAAUUUUCACCAGGGGGCGAGGAGCCAACAAAAUUGAAAAUAUUUUUAUUAAAUAAAGAAAAUAAAAUGAUCCAA